Messenger RNA from Habropoda laboriosa, 1965 nucleotides. RefSeq names its product prolactin regulatory element-binding protein. Gene Ontology annotation, cellular component: endoplasmic reticulum membrane. The transcript is spliced from 4 exons. Bases 129 to 1427 code for a protein of 432 amino acids. Gene Ontology annotation, molecular function: protein binding; GTPase activator activity; guanyl-nucleotide exchange factor activity. Gene Ontology annotation, biological process: protein secretion. NCBI's taxonomy places the organism in Eukaryota, Metazoa, Arthropoda, Insecta, Hymenoptera, Apidae. The record is from RefSeq and is a predicted model, not a curated record.
CAGAAAAUCUCGACGGGAGCUCUGUUUUUUAGCCUAGUCAUGCACCUUGGCUAUCAAUAGACACCUGUCUAGAGGACGGUGACGAAAGCGGGAACGUUCGUGGCGGCGUUAGAAUUGUUCGAAUCAACAUGCCUUCCAGGAGAAAUAAUUGCGACCUGCUGGCCAGGGUGAAUUUUCCCCUGUACACGUUGCAAAUGCUGACUGGCAGACACAUUUUAGUUGGAGGCGGUGGAGGUUCCUCGAAAACUGGAGUGGCCAAUGGAUUUGAAAUAUUUGAACUCUCUCACAAUGGGUCACAGUUCAUUGCAGAGGAGUUGACCAGACAUGAAACAGGUCCAAGUGUGGUUAUGAACUGUACAACUUACAAUAAUGACAAAAGAAUGUGGAUAGCAGCUGGCCAAGAGAGUCACUGUCAGCUUUAUAAUGUAAGUAGUAAAGUGGUGACCACAAAGAAUGGGGAAAUCAUUAAGAGUGCCAGUGGUAAUACAAAGGAGGGCCUUAGGCACAGGAAAAGUGUGGAUAAAGUAGAAGAGACUGUUACACCUGAAGAGAGGAUAGAAGAAAUUAAGGAUGAUAAUUCUAAUAUUAAAAGUAAAAGGUUGCAAUUGAUUGUGAAGCCUGCAGAUAGUGUACAGACAGAUUUCAGUGAGGAAGAACCUCUUCAGAGGAUUGUCAGAAUAAGCCCAAAUGGAAAACUAAUGGCCACUGGUGGAAUGGAUGGUCACAUAAGAGUAUGGAAGUUCCCACAGUUACAUAAAGUAUAUGAUAUAGAUGCACAUACAAAAGAAAUAGAUGACAUAGACUUCAGUCCAGAUAGUUUAUUGAUUGCAAGUAUAGCAAAAGAUGGCAAAGCUUUUCUGUGGGAUAUGAACAUUGGCUCCAAGUUAAAAGAACUGACUUGGACACCUCCAAAUGGAUUAAAAUACCUGUACAAGAGAUGUAGAUUUCGGAAGUUGAAGGAGGAAGUAACAAAAGUUCGACUAUUUAUGCUCUCAAAUGCAGUAGUUGGAAAGAAUCCUAGUUUCUUACAAAUGUGGGAUGUAGAUUCUGGAAGCAUUGUCAGGGCAGUUCCAUAUAAAGAAACUCUAUCAGCUUUGGCAGUGUCAGAUGAUGGAAAAUUUGUGGCAGUAGGGACAAUGUUUUCUGGUAGUGUAGACAUACUCAUAGCAUUCAGUUUGAGGAGAGCUUUGCAUGUACCUGGUGCGCAUAGUAUGUUUGUAACUGGCCUAGAAUUCUUACCGACUAAACUAGACGGUCAUACUAUCGCUAGUAACACUGAAACUGCCGUUGUUAGCAUUUCUGUGGAUAACAAAAUUUGCAUACAUAGUAUACCGUUUAGACAUACACUACCAUUCUGGUUCGUGAUCAUAUUAAUCGUUCUGAGCGUCUGUGGAGCAUUCAUCUUCUGUAGUUACCUCGGAAUAUGACCUGAAAAAAUACACCUCUAACGCUGCCGAGUACUUUUUCUAGAAUUUUUUAAGGUCGGACAUCAAAACAUUCGAACGUACUUUCCCUUAGGUUGUACGUGUUAUCGAUGAUAUUGAGGAGAAAGACAUAAUUAGUUUGAACAUACAAAACACAUGUGCACGAUUUCCGUGACAAUAGAUACAAUUAUGUGCAAUUUAUUCGCUAACCGACUUUAAUAUUUGCGUCACAUUGUUCGUGCGCGCAAAAUAGAUUCCCUUGGAGCAUCGUUUAUUUAAAUAACGUUUGAACGAAUGAAGUACUGUUGCAAUAAAUAAACACUUUACACUAGAUAAAUCGUUUGACGAACAUUAUUGUACAUAGGUAUUUUUAAAUCGACACACACACGCACAGAAACAGGUAGCUACAUUCGUUCUCUCGCUACACACUUUUUACACCCGAAGACCAAUUUAUAUACCACUAUUUCGUUUUGUAUAGGAAAUUCAGAUCUUCGUAUUGCAUUUAUGUGAGUUGUCCUGUAUAGUGUUCACGUGUGUACAG